CACAGGACAAUCCUGGGAAGUGAUCAAGAGACUGAACUCAGCUCGGUGUUAAUCCAGUGACUGGUGACUGUACCGUAUACAACUGGGGGUUCUAAGGUUCAGUCUCAGUAUGAACUGAACCACUAAGGUCACUGUUCAUGUGCUGUACAUCUAAUAACAACUGCUCCUUCUUGCUCGGGAGAUUGUGAACAUCAUUAGUUGGCUUGCGAGGUUUAAAGGCAAGGAUUGUGAGGUUUAAAGCCAAGGUUUAUGAGGUUUAAAGCUAAGGUUUGUGAGGUUUAACGUGUUAUCUGCUACAAGUGCUGUCUACAUGUACAAUAUUCUACAAGGACUCUCUGCUAAGUGCUAUCUGCUACUGUAGCUAUCUCCUACAAGAUUGCUAGAACUGCAAUCUGCUACAAAUACUGUCUGCCAGAAGAGCACUCUGCUAAAAGUGUUAUCUACUACAGGUGCUACUUGCCACAAGUGCUACAAGCGGUAUCUGCUACAAGUGCUCCUCGCUACAAGUGUCUAUCUCUGGCAAGAUGCCCUCAAGGUGCUGCUGUUGUCUCUCACUGAGACGAGGAUGCCUGAUCAUCUCCUUCAUUACUCUAGUGGUCGGCCUCCUUGGUACUGCCUACGGCAUCCUGCUUCUAAUUAAAGCAGGUGGAUGGCAGGGAUGGCUAACUGUGGUGGUUGAAAUCCUCAAUGUUCUCCUGGCAAUCCUCCUCGCUUGUUCUGUGGACAAGACAGUGGUGGUGCUGGUGCGGGCGUGGGCGGCAUGUACGACACUCCAGGUGGUAAUGGGGGUGAUCGUGGGUGUCAUCUUCAUAUUCUACGACUCUGUUAUCGUGGGCGUGGUCGCCCUCUGCUUCACCGUCGCCCAGGUCUACUUCGUUAUGGUCGUCUGGUCGUACAGUGCAGCGAUGAAGGCCACAGCAGAAGAAUGAUGAUAAACAUUGCGUCUAAAUCUACAUCUACGUCUACGUCUACGUCUACAUAAACAUCGUCUUAGCCAUUCUUAACAUUAAAGGUUAUUAAGCCCUCCUGAUCCAUAGGUGAUUAGCCUCUGCUGCCAUGGCGCCAUAAUGACCACCUUAAUUAACACUGAUGCAUAUUUAUAUGUCAGGUAGACGGACCUGUCUACCUUUUAGGCGGAAUACAUCGUCGUGUGUAGUUCUUUAUGGGAUAUGGGUGGCAUCCUGGGCUGGGCGAGACGUAUAGGAAGCCUCCUAACACCUGCUGACACUUCACCUAACAGUAAACAGUUGACUGUUGUGGGUGGCAUCCUGAGCGGGGUGAAACGUAUGGGCAAGCCUCCUAACACUGUUGUGGGUAACAUCUUGGGCAAGUCUUCUAACAUCUGAUGUUCCUGUUCAACUAGCAGUAAAUAGGUACCUGGGUGUUAGUUGAAUGUUGUGUCUCUGGGGUUAACAUCUUUCUGGGGAUCCUCAUGAACGUGUUGGUGCUGCCAUGCAUGGCACUCUCCACUUCCCGUUUUCUUGUAAUUACAUAUUAACUAAAAUUUUGGAGGUCUGUAUGAAAUUAUAUUCUCCUGCACUGAAGAUGGCGAGGCUGUUACACGAAAUAUUGCAAUAAAACGUUGAUGUUA
This is a messenger RNA of Cherax quadricarinatus, 1591 nucleotides long. RefSeq lists its product as uncharacterized. The record is from RefSeq and is a predicted model, not a curated record. Lineage: Eukaryota; Metazoa; Arthropoda; Malacostraca; Decapoda; Parastacidae.